Mytilinidion resinicola is the source of this 456-nucleotide messenger RNA. Its product is annotated as DUF1761-domain-containing protein. Lineage: Eukaryota; Fungi; Ascomycota; Dothideomycetes; Mytilinidiales; Mytilinidiaceae. The record is from RefSeq and is a predicted model, not a curated record. The transcript is spliced from 3 exons. The coding region runs from base 1 to 456 and encodes 151 amino acids.
AUGGCCACUCUUCACUACCUCCCCCCGGUUAAGCCCUCGGCCAUUGCCCUUGGCACCGUCUUCAACCACGUCGCCUCCCUCGCUGUGCUGGGCCCCGUCUUCGGCGACGCCUACCGCAAGUCACAAGCCGCCAACAGCUCGGAAGAGUUCUUCAAGUCGAAGGAAACCGCCACCGCCGCUGCCUCGUGGGGUAGUUCGCUCGCCGGCUCCGCCAUCCAGGCCUAUGGCGUCGGUGCUCUCAUCAACGCCACCGGCACGCUGUCCUACAAGGGCGCCGCGUACUUGGGCAGCUUGAUCUUCUUCGCCAGUGCGGCUCCUGCGCUCGUCUCCCAAGUCGUCACCGAGAAGCGCCCGCUCGACACCAUCGCCGUCGGCGCCCUCGCCCGCGUCUUCGAGACCGUCGGCCUCAGCCUAUUCCUCACUUACUGGGGCACCCGCACCAACCCCUUCGAGUAG